This is a messenger RNA of Lingula anatina, 587 nucleotides long. RefSeq lists its product as uncharacterized. Gene Ontology annotation, biological process: signal transduction. Gene Ontology annotation, molecular function: protein binding. Lineage: Eukaryota; Metazoa; Brachiopoda; Lingulata; Lingulida; Lingulidae. The record is from RefSeq and is a predicted model, not a curated record.
CUGUGCAUAAGGCAGUGUGUGAAUUAGCGAGACAGAGGGCUUCUAGGGCCAGCGUCAUAGUAGUUGGGCAACUGGGAACUGGAAAAACACGCCUUUGUCGAAAUUUGAUGGGGGAAGAGUUCACUGAAGAAGAUCUGGUGACGAAUGGUAUUGAGGUAUCCGGUUGUGUUCUGGUGAAACACACAGCAGGAAGCACCUUCAAAAGACAAGACGAGUCAUUUAGAGAAAAGUAUUACAUCGAAACACUUGCCAGGGGCAUCAAGGAGUGCAGAGGAAAACGGCCUAUACCAGAGUCGUCUCGUGGAUACAUUGUGUUAGACGAAGGCGUCGAAUUCAAUACAUUUAGGCAAAUAUUUGACAAGAGCAAAGGAGAACCAGUUGUUCCGGACACUCUGACACUCUGGGACUUUGGCGGUCAGUAUGUCUUCUACACGACACAUCAAACUUUCCUCACCUGGCGAGCUGUCUACUUACUGGUGUUUGACCUUACCAAGGACUUAAAUGACCCUGUCCACGUAGAGCGCGUGGGUAGAACUGGACGUAGACCAGUGGAUAGCGUCCCAGACACUGUUGGUGGUGCGUUGUAA